UAUUCGUUUUUGAGGGGACACACUCAUCUCGAUUAUACUACUAGUGAACUCCAAAAAUCCCUUGUGUUUCUUUUGUUCUGCUCCCCUCUCCCUCCACCUGAAUCUUCUCCCCUUUUUCUCCAUUGAAGCAACAUCAGUUGAAUCGGAGAAAGACCCAAAAAGCAAAACAGAUGGCAGCAAAUGCAUCAACAGAGGAGCCGAUUCCCACAUCGGCGGUUUUAAUGGCAUCAUCAAAGCACAUAGGAUUAAGAUGCCGCGAUGAAAAUCUUGCGUUUUUGAAGUGCAAAAAGAAAGACCCUAAUCCUGAGAAAUGCCUUGAUAAGGGUCAACAAGUCACCCGUUGUGUCUUUUCCUUGCUAAGAGACCUUCAUCAGAAGUGCACAAAAGAGAUGGAUGCAUAUGGCAGUUGCAUGUAUUACCACACAAAUGAAUUUGAUUUAUGCCGCAAAGAGCAGGAAGCAUUUGAGAAAGCAUGUCCACUGGAAUGAUAGGAAGCUGAUAACUCUUUGGUUUGUUGUGCUCGUCAUACUCAAGCUCAUUCCUGCUAUAAACUCUGUUGUUCAUUAUGAAAGUGAUUGAUGCGGAACUAAUAAAUUUUGUGGCUGUUUCUCUCUGAAAUCACUGAGGAUAGUGGUUACUUUUGAGUAUUAUGUUGAUAGUGGAGAUAGGUGAUGUAUCUCCCAAGUCCAACCAGAAUACACAUUUUUUGUGGUUCGUUAGCACUGAUUGCCAGCAUGAGCUCGGACUAUUUGCCAUUAAUUAGUGCAGGUAUCGGCUGCUACGCAGUCGAAGAUCAA
Messenger RNA from Beta vulgaris subsp. vulgaris (sugar beet), 797 nucleotides. RefSeq names its product NADH dehydrogenase [ubiquinone] 1 alpha subcomplex subunit 8-B. The transcript is spliced from 3 exons. The record is from RefSeq and is a predicted model, not a curated record. NCBI's taxonomy places the organism in Eukaryota, Viridiplantae, Streptophyta, Magnoliopsida, Caryophyllales, Amaranthaceae. The coding region runs from base 171 to 488 and encodes 105 amino acids. Gene Ontology annotation, biological process: mitochondrial electron transport, NADH to ubiquinone.